AUGGAUUUAUCUUGGUCUAGCCAUCAAACUGACCCUGGCAGGGUAUCCGCCAGGAGUAAAGGAUAUGAAUUAAAAAAAACGACGGAGCUUGGCGUACAGGGGAACACUGCCUCAGAUGUCGACACAGCCCCUUAUUACGAAGGCUCGCAUUUAAACCGUCAUGGCCAAUCUAAAACUAACAAUGACACAAUUAGAAUCGUGGAUAAUCCAAUGGAAUCAGAGAAUACUAGGUUGUCUUUACAACCGUUUCAUGGAUCAGAAGAUGUUGGAAAGAUAGGGGGUGCAGGGUCUGAUUCUGGUCGUGCCGAUCCAACUACCCCUAGGUCACCUAUUCAUUCGCAACAGAACUAUCAAAAGUGUACGGUAAAUUAUGACUAUUCACGUCAUUUAACAGCAAAUCCAAGUAGUAAUCCAAAUAUAACCAGUGAGGGUGAUUAUAGCUACAGGCAUUCUAGGUCGGCCUCACGUUCUCCUCAGCGAAGGCCUAUCGGUUCCAGUAAACCAAGCUCUGGUUCAACAAGUCCGGCUAGACCAGAUGGGUAUAUCCCAUAUUCCUUAAACCGUGACUAUAAUUCGGAGUCUUCAGUCUUGAUGGUCAAUGGAGACCCCUACCACAGUUCUAGGUCGGACCGUGACCGACUGGUAGGACAAAUGUCGCAACUUGAGGUCGAUACAACUUCAAGAUCUAAUUCAAGGCCAACAGUACCACCAAUUAUAACACAGACAGAUAUGUCGCUAUCCAGUUCGCCGCCCAAGUUGCUGUCCCCAUAUCCCCUAUCUCGACCAUAUCAACUGUCACCUGCUACAAGUCCUGUUACAUCCAAUAUAUCCUCUCCCGUCCAGUCACCGCUUCUUGAAACGUCUCCUAAUUCCAAGCCUUCCAUAUCGCCAGGAUCCACUGGACACUUAUCACCGCGACCAGUGACUCCAGACAAUACUAAGGAGUCAAAACGGAGGUCACUAUUGAGAGCUAUUUCGCCAUUGAGGAGACACCAUCAUAAAUCGGAAGAAAACAAACAUGGUAGCGAUGCAGACAGUUAUGAUCUAGAAAGUAACGAGCAAGAAUGGGAAGAGAAAGCCAAUGAGCUGGCUCUUUCCAGCAGCUCGCUCCCGAGAGAAAGAUUUGAUUUUGAAAAACCCCUUGCCAAUACGAACUACAAUAGCAAGAAUAGUAGGGAAAAUGAGUUAAAAUUACAAAAAGCUAUAAAUAUACAUGAACAAGGGCGAGUAGAGGAGUCGUGCAAACUAUUUGAGGCACUGGCAAGGACUCAACAAGAAGGAGGCCCAGGAAUGCCGUUAGCGCAGUUACUGUAUGGAUUAUCAUUGAGACAUGGUUGGGGAUGUGGUGUGGAUGAACAGCUUGGAUUCAAGUACCUGCGAAUGGCGGCAUCGGCAAGUGCCGAACUCAACCAAACAAACAAUACGGCAUCAACUAAAGCAGAGCUUGUACUGGCAAUAUUUGAAUUAGGAAAUAGUUUCAGAAACGGGUGGGGGUGCGAAAAAGACGAUAGCUCAGCUAAAACGUACUAUGAAACGGCAGCUAGGCUCGGAGACCCCGAUGCCAUGAUGGAAGUGGCACAAUGUUACCUUGAUGGUAUUGGAACCAAGAAAAACAAGCACCUGGCAGCGAAAUACUACCGAAUGGCAGAGAAACAUGGAAGAAGUGAGGUGGGCAAUUCUUGGAUCUGGUAA
Molecule: messenger RNA, 1692 nt
Organism: Sugiyamaella lignohabitans
Lineage: Eukaryota; Fungi; Ascomycota; Dipodascomycetes; Dipodascales; Trichomonascaceae
Gene: DSF2
Product: Dsf2p
Exons: 1
Coding region: 1-1692 (563 amino acids)
Molecular function (GO): protein binding
Source: RefSeq, a predicted model, not a curated record